AUGCACACCAACGAAGUUCACAGUGAGCUUGCUACUGUAAAUAAUGGACCACACAAAUGGUGGCAUCGUCGUUGGGUUAAAAUAACCGGCAUUUCCGUUAUUAUUUUAAUAGUUUUUGCUGUUACUCUUGGUCUGGUGUUAAAUUUCGUCGUUUUUGCACCGAAGAAAUCAGAAACCAAUACCCCCGUGGCAACAUCAUCGUCAUCACUAGCGACAACAAUAUCAACACCACUAUCAUUAUCAACAACAUCACCACCAAUGACACCGAUCACAACUUUACCACAAACAACAACUACGACCACAACACAGCCGUCAGAAUGGUCUGUUACCGGUAAUAUGAUUAAUGCAAGAUAUUAUCACACAGCAAUCGUAUUAUCAACUGGAAAAGUAUUAGUUACUGGUGGAUCCUAUGGCCUUACUAGUUAUUUAAAUAGUGCCGAAUUGUAUGAUCCAUCAGCAAGUACUUGGACAACUACUGGUAACAUGACUAAUGCACGAUCUUAUUACUCAGCAUCUGUAUUAGAAAAUGGAAAGGUAUUAGUUACUGGUGGUGUAGGCAAUGGUUAUGUAUAUAGUGCUGAGCUGUAUGAUCCAUCAACAGGCACUUGGACAACUACUAGUAAUAUGAUUCAUGCGCGAUUUAGUCAUACAACAUCUACAUUAUUAAAUGGAAAAGUAUUAGUUACUGGUGGACGGGAUAGUAGUAGCAACGCUACUAAUAGUGCUGAACUAUAUGAUCCAUCAACAAAUACUUGGACAACUACUGAUAACAUGAUUAAUAUGCGAUAUUAUCACAUAGCAUCUAUAUUAUCAAAUGGAAAUGUAUUAGUUACUGGUGGAUGGGAUGGUAAUAGGGUUGCUAUAAAUAGUUCUGAAUUAUAUGAUCCAUCAACAGGCACAUGGACAACAACGAAUGAUAUGACUAAUGCACGACAAGGUCACACAGCAUCUAUAUUAUUAAAUGGGAAAGUAUUAGUUACUGGUGGAGCUAAUAGAGGUGGUGUUCUAAAUAGUGUUGAGCUAUAUGAUCCAUCAACAGGCACAUGGACAACUACCAGUGAUAUGACUAAUGCACGACAAGGUCACACAGCAUCUGUAUUAUUAAACGGGAAAGUAUUAGUUACUGGUGGAGAGAAUCGUAAUGGUAUCAUAAAUACUGCUGAACUAUAUGAUCCAUCAACAGAUAUCUGGACAACUACUAGUAAUAUGAUUCAUGGUCGAUUUAGUCACAUAGCAUCUGUAUUAUUAAAUGGGAAAGUGUUAGUUACUGGUGGCACAUCCAAUGGUUAUGCGCCUUUAAACAGUGCAGAAUUAUAUUAA
Molecule: messenger RNA, 1320 nt
Organism: Adineta steineri
Lineage: Eukaryota; Metazoa; Rotifera; Eurotatoria; Adinetida; Adinetidae
Source: the annotation of a GenBank genome assembly